Engraulis encrasicolus (European anchovy) is the source of this 9217-nucleotide messenger RNA. It is a transcript of the gene taok1a, whose product is annotated as TAO kinase 1a. The coding region runs from base 713 to 3898 and encodes 1061 amino acids. The record is from RefSeq and is a predicted model, not a curated record. The transcript is spliced from 20 exons. Gene Ontology annotation, cellular component: cytoplasm. Gene Ontology annotation, molecular function: ATP binding; protein serine/threonine kinase activity. Gene Ontology annotation, biological process: protein phosphorylation; regulation of cytoskeleton organization. Lineage: Eukaryota; Metazoa; Chordata; Actinopteri; Clupeiformes; Engraulidae.
GACGGGAAGGAGGAGGAGAGAGAAAAUCACAGUCCCAACACAAACAGUGAAAUAUACUGCAAACUCCGUCUAAUGGUCUGGGGCCUGUAAGCCAUCGACUUCUUACAGGGCGUGGUUGCAGCUAGUUUUUAGAUUGUUUUCAAGAACGUUCCCUCAUAUUUCCUUGUCGAAUUUGACACGGAGGGAGAGAGUUUCUUUGGCCGCCAUCUUUAGGACUUGUCCGUGAGGGGGAAAUCAAGCUUCUGGGCCACCGUUAGCCCUGGGGUGGAGUUCCAACAUUGUCAACUAGCAAAAGCAGGAACGUCAAGUUAUAACUAACCCCUGUCGAUUAAGAAGACCCAAAACCCGAUCAAAGGCUUGUUCAGACUUUUACUAGACCUCUUCAACGUCUGAUGUGGAUGGACAGUACUUAUUGAUUCCAGAAAAUACUCAGCCCUCUCAAAACUGGCCUGUCGGACGGGUGAGUUACCGCCUCACAUUCUUCAGCAGCUGCACUUUCAAGUGUGGAUCUGCAUGCAGCUGCUGACUUGCAGAUGAGCCUUCGGCGGGGGCUGUCGUUGCGUGGCAGUCGCAGACCCAGAUAGUCUCCGGCUGCUCCGCCUGGCUGCAGGGCAGGGCUGCGUCGCGUGGCGGCCCCCUCCUCCCCCCUCUCCUCCCUGGCCACCCCCCCUGGCCAGCGCCCCCCGCCCGGGCCCCGCUCCCGGUCCCAGCCAUGCACAAGAAUGCCCGCGCGGGGAGCCUAAAGGACCCCGACAUCGCCGAGCUCUUCUUCAAGGAGGACCCCGAGAAGCAGUUCUCGGACCUGCGCGAGAUCGGACAUGGCAGCUUCGGCGCCGUCUACUUUGCGCGGGAUGUGCGGACCUCAGAGGUGGUGGCCAUCAAGAAGAUGUCCUACAGCGGGAAACAGUGCAAUGAGAAAUGGCAAGACAUCAUUAAGGAGGUGAAGUUUCUGCAGAAGAUCAAGCACCCCAACAGUAUUGAGUAUAAAGGAUGCUACCUGCGCGAGCACACGGCCUGGCUGGUGAUGGAGUACUGCCUGGGAUCCACCUCAGAUGUGUUGGAAGUGCACAAGAAACCUUUACAAGAAAUGGAAAUAGCAGCAAUUACUCACGGAGCACUGCAAGGCCUGGCUUACCUUCACUCCCACAACAUGAUUCACAGAGACAUCAAGGCGGGCAACAUCCUGCUAACCGAGCCUGGUCAGGUGAAGCUGGCGGACUUUGGCUCGGCCUCGCUGUCGUCUCCGGCCAACUCCUUCGUGGGGACUCCAUAUUGGAUGGCCCCUGAGGUGAUCUUGGCCAUGGAUGAGGGCCAGUACGAGGGGAAGGUGGACAUCUGGUCUCUGGGGAUCACCUGCAUCGAAUUAGCUGAGAGGAAGCCUCCCCUGUUCAACAUGAAUGCAAUGAGUGCCUUAUACCACAUAGCCCAGAACGAGAGCCCCACGCUGCAGUCCAGCGACUGGACGGACUACUUCAGAAACUUUGUGGACUCGUGUCUACAGAAGCUUCCUCAGGACAGGCCCACCUCUGAGGAGCUGCUGAAGCAUGCGUUUGUGCAGCGUGAGCGGCCCGAGUCUGUGCUGAUGGACCUGAUCCAUCGCACCAAGGAUGCGGUGCGGGAGCUGGACAACCUGCAGUACCGCAAGAUGAAGAAGAUCCUCUUCCAGGAGGCGCACAACGGGCCCACCACAGAGGUGGCCGAUGAGGAGGAGGAGCCGGACCCGCACGUGGGCCGCACGGGCACGGUGAACAGCGUGGGCAGCAACCAGUCCAUCCCCAGCAUGUCCAUCAGCGCCAGCUCCCAGAGCUCCUCCGUCAACAGCCUGCCCGACGCCACCGACCAGGACAACAAGAGUGAGCUGGACCUGCUGGAGGGAGACCGCACCGUCAUGUCCAACAACUCCGUCAUACACCUCAAACCCGAUGAGGAGAGCUACCAGGAGGAGGAGUCUGAGCCCCAGAGGCCGUCUGAGCCGCCGCAGUCCCCGCCCACCACCACGCCCCGAAAACACCUCCGCAACCGAGAACACUUUGCCACCAUCCGCACCGCCUCCCUGGUGACGCGUCAGUUCCAGGACCACGAGCAGGACUCUGAGCUGCGCGAGCAGAUGUGGGGCUACAAGCGCAUGCGGCGACAGCACCAGAAGCAGCUGAUGGCUCUGGAGAACAAGCUGAAGGGGGAGAUGGACGAGCACCGCCUACGCCUCGACAAGGAGCUGGAGAGCCAGCGCAGCAGCUUCACCUCCGAGAUGGACAAGCUCAUCAAGAAGCACCAGGGCACCAUGGAGAAGGAUGCCAAGACAUUCACCAACGAUGAGAAGAAGUUCCAGCAGCACAUCCAGAGCCAGCAGAAGAAGGAGCUGAGCAGCUUCCAGGAGUCCCAGAAGAGGGAGUACAAACUCCGCAAGGAGCAGCUCAAAGAGGAGUUGAGUGAGAACCAGUCGACGCCCAAAAAGGAGAAGCAGGAGUGGCUGUCCAAGCAGAAGGAGAACAUCCAGCACUUCCAGGCGGAGGAGGAGGCCAACCUGCUCCGCCGCCAGCGCCAGUACCUAGAGCUCGAGUGCAGACGCUUCAAACGGCGCAUUCUCAUCCUCAGGCACAACGUGGAGCAGGACCUGGCGCGCGAGGAGCUGAACAAGCGUCAGACGCAGAAGGACCUGGAGCACGCCAUGCUCCUGCGGCACCACGAGUCCAUGCAGGAGCUGGAGUUCCGGCAGCUCAACACCAUCCAGCGCAUGCGGGCCGACCUGAUCCGCACGCAGCACCAGACCGAGCUCACCAACCAGCAGGAGUACAACAAGAGGCGGGAGAGGGAGCUGCGGCGCAAGCACGUCAUGGAGGUCCGGCAGCAGCCCAAGAGCCUCAAGUCCAAAGAGAUGCAGAUCAAGAAGCAGUUCCAGGACACGUGUAAGAUCCAGACGCGGCAGUACAAGGCGCUGCGCAACCACCUGCGGGACAACACGCCCAAGAGCGAGCACAAGGCCGUGCUCAAGCGCAUCAAGGAGGAGCAGACGCGCAAGCUGGCCAUCCUGGCCGAGCAGUAUGACCACUCCAUCAACGACAUGCUAUCUACACAAGCGUUGCGUCUGGACGAGGCCCAGGAGCAGGAGUGCCAGGUGUUGCGCAUGCAGCUGCAGCAGGAGCUGGAGCUCCUCAACGCCUACCAGAGCAAGAUCAAGAUGCAGACGGACGCCCAGCAGGAGAGGGAGAGGAAGGAGCUGGAACAGAGGGUCUCACUACGCAGGGCCCUGCUGGAACAAAAGAUCGAGGAGGAGAUGUCCACCCUCCAGAACGAGCGUCUGGAGCGCAUCCGCUCGCUGCUGGAGCGCCAGGCGCGCGAGAUCGAGGCCUUCGACUCGGAGAGCAUGCGGCUGGGCUUCAGCAACAUGGUGCUGGCCAACAUCUCCCCCGAGGCCCUCAGCCACAGCUUCCCGGGGGCCCCCGCCAGCUGGGCCCCCCAGCAGCAGAGCCAGCACCCGGGGGGCGGACCGCCGCACGGCGUGGGGCCUCCUCCACCACCACACCACUCCAACAGCUCCCAGGGCUCCCCCUGGGGUCCGGGAGGCGGCGGGAGCAUCUCCAGUCAACACAGCAGCCACCACUACUACCACCACCACUCCUCCAGUCAAGGCGGAGGGGGCCCACCGCACCCCUCGCACUCCACCCCGCCGCACCACCACCACCACCAUCAGAGCAGCGGCUGGAGCCCCGGGGGGCAGCCGUGGGGUCACUCGCCGGGGGCCGGAGGGGCGGGGGUAGGGGCGCGUAACAGCCCCCAGGCCCUGAGUAGGACCUCGUCGGGGGGCCACGGCGGCGGCGGUGGUGGCGAGCAGGCCAUGAGCAGGAGCACCAGCAUCACCUCGCAGAUAUCCAACGGCUCGCACCUCUCCUUCAUGUAGUAGACCCACCACCACCACCACCAUCGUCACCACCACCAGUGCGGUGUAACACCACAUGCUGUACAGUGCAGUUUAACAGCUGUACCUUGUUUCAGUGUGGUUUUAAAGCAGUGUGCUGUACGAUUUUGCACCAGUACUGCAUGCAGUGAAGCUUAAACAUCGGUGAUGUGUGCUGUACAGUUUAGCACCAGUGCAGUGCAGUGCAGUGCAGUUUGGCACCAGCUACUGUACUGUGCAGUGCUACAUAAGCACCAGUGCAAUGUGGUGCUGUACAAUGCAGUGCAGCUGAGAGAGCAUUGCAUCCAGUGCCAGAGUCAGGGUUUGGUUGUGUGUUUGUGAACCGCCACCUGCACCACAACAAGAGGGAGCUAGAGGGACACGACACGACACAACACAACACACGCAAGCACGCAUUUGCUUCUCUCUCCCUCUUCCAUUCAACACUCUGCUACUGUCUCUCUCUCCCCUUUCCUCCCCUCAGCGUGUGUGUGUGUGUGUGUUUGUGUGCUCUGUUUCUGGCUCUGCAGGUCUGUGGGCGUUUACAUUACAGUGCUCUAGCCCAGCACAGGUCAACCCAGUAUCUGGAUGUCUGUCUGUGUUUAUGUGUUUGUUUGUCUGUAUAUAAACACUACUACUGUUGCAGUUACAUGACUUGUGGAAUUUUUAGUUUUUUUUCUUGCUUGUUUUUAUUUGAUCCCCACUCCACAAACCACACACGUUUUUUCCCCCCUUUAUGUCUGAAAGUCCUCCUCUUAAUCUCAGUCUUCUGCUCCUUGUGUUAAAAAAAAUUCUCCCCCAUAACCAUCAAAAAUAAACCUAAAUCCCACCAGGUCCCAGGCAGUAGGAUUGAUAACUUGGCAGCAAGAGUGAGAGCUGGUCUUUGAUGAGCCAGCAGAGAAACACUGGCCCCCAAAUUGCACAAAAGGCUCUGACACCUGCCAACCCAGCACCCCGGUCAUAUCCCGUUGGAGACAGCUGUCGUUUGGUUACUAUAAGCUAAACCUAGAUACCGCCAUAACCAUGGGUCAUUUUCCCCCCCGCUUUUGCAUUGCAGUGUAGUUUUGCCAUAUACUAUUUCGACAAAAUGUGUUUUUAAUUUUGCGAACACAAGUAGGGGUUUUCUCCCCUUUUUGCCAAGCUCUUUGAGGUGAGGGACUGUGUGAAAGAGAAUUUAUUAUUAUUAUUAUUAUUGUUAUUAUUAUUAUUAUUACUAUAAAGACCUUGUCUCUGAAGCCAUUAGGUCAAUAUGGGUAAAGAGGCGAGUUGAUGAGGAUGUGAUGUUUGCAUGUGGGGUUCAGUGCAGUGAGACAGUGCCACCCUGUGGUGUGGUUGUGACUUGUGAGAUGUACAUGUUAGCUGCUUGGUCUGAAUGUGUGAUGAUUAUCAGUAAGUAUAAACCCAUACAGCUCUCGUAUCAUACUGAACGAAACAGCCAUAGGACGUCACAGGAUUUGCUAAUAACUAGAAAGUCCAAAGCCAAAAAAAACUAUAGUGUUUUAGUGCCUUGAAGUAAUUCUUUAGCACUGGUUACAAUAAUGCAGUACAUACUGUAGUAGUGAAUCGUUAGAUGAGUGUUUAAUCCAACGACAUUACUUAAAAUGUAAUGAGAUCUACAUUGUGCUGUGAGUUUUUUUCUUAUUCCACAAAUUCAUGUUACAAACACAAACAAGAUGUGGCGGUCGGAUGAGAUUUCCCAUGAUUCAUAGUUUCAGUCAAUACUGUUAAUAGGCAAUGUCCAAAGGUGCUCUGUUUCCUACUCGGUGCAAUGAACAGGUGAACACAUCGGUAUUGAGCCACUGUAACUGGGCAGUGAUGGUGCCUUGUGCAGUAGGGGAGACACCAGGCAGAAGCACUUUAAUUACUGUUGGAUGAGUUUCUAAAGGUGUGCAAGCAAACACGUUUUAAACUGUGUGUGUUUUGUAGCAGAAUGUGUGCUAUAGAGAGGAGUUGCAAAUAUUUUUGUGCGUGCGUGUCAAAAUGUGGUGGUAACGUGGAAAGUUUGAAUAAUGAGAGAAGUUACUGAAUAUUGGAAUCAUGUUGCAGAGAGGUAAGGGGAAAUGUGCGAGUUAUUAUUAUUAUUAUUAUUUUUUAAUCACUUCCUGGUCUGAAAUCAGUCAUUACAUUUUAAAUAUCAAAUUCCCAAAUGUGAAUCUUGUGUUAGCUGCCAACAGAAUUGUCCCACUAGAGUUGAGUAGACUUGCAUAGGCUACUUCAUAGAGUUGUGUUGGAUGUGCUACGCAAGGUGUGGACUAGGAGUCAGGAACCAGACAACUCCUACUAAACUGGGGGAGGAGUGGGGGUGCCAUCUGCUUGGGAGGUGUGGGGGCCUCAUGACUUCUAAAAAGGAGCCAGUGUUUCUUUCACAGAUCUCUACUGCCAGUAGACUGCAGUUUAACCCUUCUCUUCCCUCUAUUGGAUAAAGAACACUAUGCAUUAUGAGCACAGCACACUCAUUUGAGCUGAAAUAUGGAUACUACAGUUUGCCCAUGCACAGAGACAUAUCGAAUACUGUCUGCAAAUUGGAUCCAUCCCAUCCCCCAAAAAUAGCUUCCUUUGCAUCUGAUGAGGUGUUUGACCAAGCGCGUGGGCAGAAUGCAUUGUGAUUGUGGCAGGGAUGUCUAUCUGUGUUUUGACUUGUGUGCGUGCGCGCGUGUGGGUGAGCGAGAGCAUAUUAAACGUUCCCUCAGACUGUCAGUCUUUUGCCCCACCUCUUUUUUGCUCUCUGUCUCUCCCUCCAUCCUCUGCACUUUUCAUUCUGUGUGUCUUCUCUUCUUCCCAUCCCUCCUCCUCCUCCUCCUCCUCCUCUUCCUCCCUGUGGGUUUGGCUGUGGCUCCUGAGGGCCAAUAUGGCUCAUGGUCUUGGUACAGUAACAGUAAGCAAGUGCAUACGCAUAGAUGUGUACAUACUGUACAGGAAUGCAUACAGUAUAUGUCUGUGGACGGGUGCUGCUGUUGCCGGAACACCUGUUGUUGCCAUUACCCCUCCCCCCGCUUCCACCACCACACCACCAUCCCUCUUUUAGCCAAUUAGUGAAAGAGUGAGACGAAGGGGAUAAAGAAACAGCAUGCACCUGAAGAUGACUGAACAGAGACUGGAGACCUAACUCCUCCCUCCCCAGAGGACAUAUCAGGUGUAAAAAGUCACUUUAAAACACUUCUAUUUACUUUUGAGGGGGGUUUGUUCCAUACGGUUUUACAUUUUAUUUCCCUUUUUUUUUCCUCCCCGUCUUAGAACACUUUAAGGAACAAAACAUUGUGCUGAUCAACUCUAGUGUGUGUGAGUGUGUGUGAAACAGAGGGGAGGACUGUGUGUGAAACAUGUAAAUGUUGAAUUGUCAAAAUUGGAAAAAGUACAGAGAGAGAAGGGAAAGUACAGCGGGAGGAGGGAAGAGGAGGGAGAAAUGAGUGUUUAUGAGCCCUGGGGUAAUAGGCGUAUGUGGGAUAUGUGUGCACUGAUGUGGUUUCCCCAUCAGAACAAUUUCCCACGUCACAAAUUUAACCUGACUGACAUGCUACCACCACCACACAAAUACUUUAAAAGUUUUGUUUUGUUUUUCUUUUACAUUUGCAAAUGAGAAUGUAAUGCCUCCACUGUGCAUCUGAAAGGACGUUAAAAGGUCUUAAAUAAAGACAGGUCUGAAAUGUCAGGGUUUAAUUGAUCCAAGCAUCGGAUUCAGGAACUAGGUUUUAUUUUCUCGUGUCCUGACUAUACAUAUAUUCCACUGCCCAAUCAUCCAUCAGCUUUGUGGUCUCUCUCUCUCUCUCUCUCUCUCUCUCUCUCUCUCUCUCUCUCUCUCUCUCUCUCUCUCUCUCUCUCUCUCUCUCUCUCUCUCUCUCUCUCUCUCUCUCUCUCUCUCUUAUACACACACACACCUCUUGACUGUCAGCUGUCUCAGGCAUUAAUCACCUCUCCUUGGUUGAAGCCCCAACCGCCCUUUCCACUAUCCUCUCUGAUGAUGUGCCCAAGUCCCCUUGAGUCCAUAGUUGCUCAGUUUGUUUAUGCUCUUGUUUUUAUUUUUCAAUAAAUGUCAGAGUGAGGCUGUAUAGGUGUAUUGUUUUCCCCCUUUUUGCCCUUGUUUAUUUUACUCACAGUGUCGUCUCUCCAUGACUGUGGAUAAUUAUUUGUAGUAUGACAUUAUGGAUGAUGAUGAUGAUUUUAUGAUAUCCAACUAUUGUUUUUGUCCUACUGACUGAACAAGUGUGAGAGAGCGGAGGUGAUACUGCUUUUAUAUUUGAAGUGGGGGCAGGGGGUAUUCUAGACUGCAGGUGUACUCCUUUGCCUGGGUAACGUUACCUCUGAGCAAAUGGUGAACCUCCUAAUACGGGAGAGGUGUGGUUUAGUUGCGAUUGUGCUUUGCGAUCCAAAAUACUCCUCUAUUCAAACAUUUACUACUUGAGAGAACUUGCCAGCACAAGUCACUAAGCCAACCUUCUUUAAAUACCCCCCGAAUAUUUUUUUGGUUUGUUUGUUUGUUUAUUUUCAUUCAAAAGGUUUUGUUUUGUUUUGUUUUAAAAGUGUAUUAGAGGUCCAGCCUCUGGUCGAACACUGUGCCAUCUACAGUACCAGCUGCCAAGCCCGAAAACUACUGCAGACACCUGUUGCCCUUGCAGGUCAGAGGUUACUGUAGUAGCCUGAGAGGGGAGCGGGAACCAGGAGGGCUAUAACAAGAACUUGGCCCAGUUGUCAACCAGACUAAAUUCACCUGGAGGUAGUGGUAAAUCAUCUAAUAGAAGAGCCUUGAGUUCUCAUUAUCUUAACAGAAGGGCACAUGUGGGCUAUCUAUUGGCAGGUUUCCUACUUCCUGUAGGUGAACUUAGCCAGGUUGAUAACUUGAUCACGUUCUUGGAAUACCCCCCAAGAACUAGUUUAGUUCCAGCAGUCAACAAAGAGGAGAAAGGGGCGUAGGAGGAAGGCUGUUCUCACCCCAGCCCAUGGAGCAGUGUGCAAAAAGAGGGGAAGAAUUUUAUAAGAGGAAAAAGAUUUGUUUUGUUGUGUGUGCGUGAGUGUGUGCGUAUGCCUGUGUAUAGAGUAUGUCAGUAUUCACCCCUCCCUGACUCCACUACACCCCCAGAGUGACCUGUAUUAAACUGUAUAGGUUGUGAAACAUGUUAUUGAAUGUCUAAAAAAAAAAAAGAUUAUACAGAUUAUACAUAAAAUUUAAAAGCAAAGCAGAAGUGGAAGCAUUGAAAUUGUAUUAAAAUAUAAAAAUGUGGAUCUGAAAAAAAAGUCUAGGGUCAAAUGUAAUAUUUUGUUUGUACUGUAAUUACUAUUUGACGGAAGAAUACUGGAGAGAUCAACUGUAAUAAAGUAAUUUUAGUA